Messenger RNA from Elaeis guineensis (African oil palm), 1875 nucleotides. Its product is annotated as dihydrolipoyllysine-residue succinyltransferase component of 2-oxoglutarate dehydrogenase complex 1, mitochondrial. The record is from RefSeq and is a predicted model, not a curated record. NCBI's taxonomy places the organism in Eukaryota, Viridiplantae, Streptophyta, Magnoliopsida, Arecales, Arecaceae. Gene Ontology annotation, cellular component: oxoglutarate dehydrogenase complex; mitochondrion. Gene Ontology annotation, biological process: tricarboxylic acid cycle. Gene Ontology annotation, molecular function: dihydrolipoyllysine-residue succinyltransferase activity.
CGUUAAUGUUGGAGGUAUGAAUAAAGUGGAACGGAAUCGAGACCCGACGCCGCCCUGCCGUAGACCUACAAUAAAGAAAUAAUUUUAAAAAAGGCCAAGGCUUUGAAUCGGGAAGGGAGCAUCUGGGGUUUCCCAAGUCGAUCUCUCGUUUCUCACUUCCUCCUCCUCUUCGAGCAGCGAUCGACGUGAGAAGAUCUCAGCCAUGGCGUCGAAUCUUGCUCGCCUCGUCCGCCGCCCCAUCGCGACACUUUUUCUGUUCCGAAGUUACAGGCAUGUUCGAAACUUCAGCCAUCAUAUCUUGCCAGGUACCUGGAUUCCUCUGGCUCAAAACCUAUGAGGGAAGUUAUUCAGUUACUUCCGAAGAAUUCUCCUUGCCAAGUAUGGAGUAGAGCAUUUUCUUCAGAAAAUGGUGACCUUAUUGAUGCAGUUGUUCCAUUUAUGGGUGAAUCUAUUACUGAUGGAACACUAGCAACCUUUCUGAAGAAACCUGGAGACAAGGUUGAAGUUGAUGAACCAAUUGCCCAGGUUGAGACUGAUAAGGUGACUAUUGAUGUUGCUAGUCCUGAAGCUGGGGUUAUUGAAAAGUUUGUAGCCAAUGAGGGUGAUACUGUGACACCUGGAACCAAGGUUGCUGUGAUCUCCAAAUCUGCUGCGAAUGUAACACAUAUUGCUCCAUCAGAGGAGAAACCUGGUAAAGAAGCUGCUAAACCAUCUCCACCUGCAGAAAAAGAGGUUGAAAAACCCAAAGUAGAACCUUCCAUCAAAGAAAAGCCCAAAGCGCCUUCCCCUGCACCUCCUAAAGCUGCUGCUUCUGAACCUCGACUUCCUCCUAAGGAAAGGGAAAGACGAGUUCCAAUGCCAAGGCUCAGGAAACGAGUUGCUACUCGAUUGAAGGAUUCUCAGAACACAUUUGCAUUGCUAACGACAUUUAAUGAAGUUGACAUGACCAAUUUGAUGAAACUUCGCUCUGAUUACAAGGAUGCAUUUGUGGAAAAGCAUGGUGUGAAGUUGGGACUUAUGUCAGGAUUUGUUAAAGCAGCUGUUUCUGCACUGCAAAACCAGCCAAUCAUCAACGCAGUCAUUGAUGGAGAGGAUAUCAUAUAUCGAGAAUAUAUUGAUAUAAGCAUCGCUGUUGGCACACCUAAGGGCCUGGUGGUGCCGGUUAUUCGUGAUGCUGACAAGAUGAAUUUUGCGGAGAUAGAGAAAACAAUUAAUACUCUUGCUAAGAAAGCAAAUGAUGGGACAAUCUCAAUUGAUGAAAUGGCUGGAGGCUCAUUCACAAUAUCUAAUGGUGGAGUUUAUGGAAGCCUUUUGAGCACACCAAUUAUCAACCCACCACAAUCGGCUAUCCUAGGUAUGCAUUCCAUUGUAAACCGGCCAAUGGUUGUGGAUGGUAAUAUUGUCCCAAGGCCUAUGAUGUACACUGCAUUGACCUAUGAUCAUAGAUUGAUUGAUGGGAGGGAGGCAGUCUUCUUUUUACGUCGCAUCAAGGAUGUGGUUGAGGACCCUCGCAGGCUUCUCCUUGACUUAUAGAUGCCUCUAAGCACCUGAGAAGCAAUCCUUGAUUCCUGUGUUUUUCGCAACAAAUAAUUUCCCACCGAAACUAAAAUUUUGGUUGGCUUAGUUCUUUUAGCUCAACUUUUUGAGUUCAGUUGUGUUGAGGGUGAGAGACACUGAUGGCCCACAUCUGAAAUGAUGCUUUUGAUUCAUCACACUUCUGUUCUGUUCAAGGGUUCGGAUUCUAUAGACUCUGUUGUACAAGAGAUGGGCAAUUGUUAUUCCAUUGUAUAAUAAGAGAAAUUUUCAGAGAGAAGUUGUGAUUCAUAGCAUGAUGUAUGCAGCAACCGUAAUAGAAGCACAGCCAUUUUGCCGCCC